Messenger RNA from Ostrea edulis (European flat oyster), 2799 nucleotides. RefSeq names its product REST corepressor 1-like. The coding region runs from base 250 to 1767 and encodes 505 amino acids. The record is from RefSeq and is a predicted model, not a curated record. Gene Ontology annotation, molecular function: transcription corepressor activity. Gene Ontology annotation, biological process: regulation of transcription by RNA polymerase II; negative regulation of DNA-templated transcription. Gene Ontology annotation, cellular component: histone deacetylase complex; transcription regulator complex. NCBI's taxonomy places the organism in Eukaryota, Metazoa, Mollusca, Bivalvia, Ostreida, Ostreidae. The transcript is spliced from 14 exons.
GAUAAAGAUUGAAAUAUUUUGAAUUUAGAGACAAAUUUGGCGAUUCGUGAAAUUAUGAAUAAUGUUUCAUGUAAACACCUUUAAGUUAAAUGACUUUUCUUGCAAAGAUGAUGAGUUCUGGCUUAUCGGACAUUGCCCUACAUUGUGUUUGCCGGAAGAAUUAGUAAGGUGGCUCAGACGAACCAACAGUUUUUGUGAGACGAAGUUGGGACGGAUCUCUUUCUUUUAGUGGUCAGCUAAAUCUCUUUUAUGAUGGUUAUGGCCGAGAAAACUCUUGUGGAUAUUAGAAAUGGGAGGCGAUCUCGAUGCUCUAGUCCAAACGAAUCGGAUGAUAGCAGUGAUGAUUCCGAUCACGAGGGAGGUGGGAUGAGGGUAGGGAAUGACUAUCAGGCAAAAGUUCCAGAAUUCAAACCAGAACUGAAGCCUGAUCCCAGAAAUGAUGCCAUCCUUGUGUGGGCCCCAGCUAUUGAUCUCUCUGAUGGAAAAGUGGAUGAGUAUGUCAACAUAGCCAAAGAAAAACAUGGGUACAACACAGAGCAGGCACUUGGAAUGCUAUUUUGGCAUAAGCACAACAUAGAAAAGGCUCUGGCAGAUUUACCUAAUUUUACCCCAUUCCCUGAUGAAUGGACUGUUGAAGAUAAAGUUUUAUUUGAGCAAGCAUUUAGUUUUCAUGGAAAGAGUUUUCAUAGAAUUAGACAGAUGUUACCAGAUAAAUCCAUAGCAAGUCUAGUCAAAUACUACUACUCCUGGAAGAAAACCAGAUCUCGCACAAGUUUAAUGGACAAACAAGCGAAGAAGCUGAACAAGACAGGAGAAAGUGAUGAAGAAUCUGAUUCCAAUGGCAAACGCUCAGGUGAUGAAGAAGACACUCCUAAAGAAAAUGGGAAGGAGGAAAAAGACACGUGUGGAAAUUGUGGCAUCCGUACAACUCAACUCCACAUAACUCCCAAAGGAUCCCUCUGUAACUCCUGCUAUCAGUAUUGGAGAAGAACGGGUGUGAUGCGAACAGCAGGUCCAAAACGACAUGACCAUGGACAGCACCGACAUAAUCCAAUGAAACACAAGAGGAAACCACCCAGGGGAAUGUUCCUGAACUACGAGGAUUUACAGGUCAUUGUCAAUGGUCCCCAAGGUCAAGCAGAGGCUCUGCUGAAAUCUCUGGAUCAGGAGCUGGUGUCUCUUAAAAGACAAGUUCAGAAUAACAAACAGAUGCUCAGCCUGCAGAAACACAAAAUGGCUGCUGGUAUUGACGAUGUCAAACCACCAGAGACUAACCCAAGAAUAAAUGCCAGGUGGACCAAUGAAGAACUACUUCUUGCAGUUCAAGGUGUACGUAAAUAUGGAAAGGACUUUCAAGCAAUAUCAGAAGUUAUUGGAAACAAGACGGAGGCCCAUGUACGCAGCUUCUUUGUGAAUUUUAGAAGACGCUACAAUCUGGAUGAAGUUCUCGCUGAGUAUGAAGCAGAACAUGGAAAAAUUGAUUCAUCAGAUAAGCUGGACAUUGAUGAGAAAGAGGAGGAAAAGAUGGAGGUAGAGGAAGAUGUUAAUGGAACAGAAGAUGUUACAGCCAGUACCACCUCCUCUGCUUCAUCCUCAGCCCCACCCCCUCUUCUGAAACAGCCACAGGCCCCAGGGCUUAAGGUUCCUCAAAUUACACAGCAGCCAAGAUUGAAUCCACCCCAGAGAACGAUUUUACAACAACCACCACCUCUGAUUCGGCCCUCCAGUACCAUUUCCAUCGCAAAAUCUGUCACUUCUUCUUCCUAAUACUUGAAUGGCAAUCAACUGAAUUGACAUAGCCAUAUGCAGUGUUUUAGUGGAUUUCCAUCUGAAGUCACCAGUUCGAAAUGAAAAACAUUAAUACUACAGAUCUAGGAUUCAUCAGAUUCAUGCCGCUAUUUAUGUACUAUACAUUCUGGAGUGUGUGAUGGUACUAAAUUGACUGUAUCACUUUUUGUAGAGUGUGUGAUGAUACUAAAUUGACUGUAUCACUUUUUGUGGAGUGUGGGUGACAUAAAUCUUAGAAUUUAUUGGUGUUUCAGUAUGCCCCCCCCCCCCCCCCUCUUUUUUUUUCUUGGUAGUUUGUAGGUAUAUUUAUGUAUAUUUCAUCACAAAACAUUCACUGUGGCAUCAGAGUUUGAAAAUUGAGAUGUAAAACUUGAUUAUUAAACUUUGCAGUCAUUUAAUUUAUUUUCCCCUACAUACAUAUGCUUCAUAUUUCUUUGUGUUUUAUUUGCAGUUUGUCCGUUAAAAAAUACAGUAUAUAUAGGUAUCAUUAUAUAUAUGUGUGUCAUGUUUAGAUGUUUUGAGUAUGUAUCUGUUCUGUAUCUCGUUUGAAUAUUAAGGGUAAUGGUAGAUUGAGCAAUAUUCCAUUACAUAUGUUAAAGAUGUUAAGAAUAUGUGUAAACUAUAAUUCUGGACUAGAAGUGUGAAUUGUAUUUGUUUUGUUUUUGGAAUACACAAGUUUUUUGGGUUUUUUUUUUUUGCAGCUUCACAGUAUGAAUUAUUAGGCUUUAAAGUGAAAUGAAUGAAUGUAUUACAAGAGUGAAGUCACCAGCAGUGCUAUUAAAUCUAUCUUAUGAUAGUACUGUAAAUGACUGAAAUACUGGAAACUUGACAGCAUUUUAAUGAAUAUAAAGCAUUAAACACGUCACAAUGGCAUUUAUGUAAAUUUAUACUUUCAUCACAUAUCGUUAAACCAUUAUCAUUUUGCUGAGAUUGCUGUGAAUUUGAAUGCUCAUUGCUCACAUAUUGUUGACACUCUUCUGGGAACUAGGAAAAUAAAAUGUCUGCAGAUUU